Messenger RNA from Danaus chrysippus (African queen), 387 nucleotides. NCBI's taxonomy places the organism in Eukaryota, Metazoa, Arthropoda, Insecta, Lepidoptera, Nymphalidae. The record is from the annotation of a GenBank genome assembly.
AUGUUCACAGGCGGUCGUGUGUUCAUAACUUCUAUAUCAACGAACUAUUUACAAAAGGCUAUAGUGAUAGCCAUCAGAUAUUCGGCUGUGAGGAGACAGUUUGGUCCGGAGAACUCCAGUGUUCAAGAGAUCGCAGCAGGUCGUGGUAUAGAGGUGCACGCUCUGUCGUCAGCGGUGAAGCCGGUGUGUGGUUGGGGCGCCCGGGACGGCAUACAGGCGGCCAGGGAUGCUUGCGGGAGACACGGCUACCUCACGGCGGCGGGUAUCUGUGAUCUCCGUAAUGAUAACGACGCCAACUGCACGUACGACGGUGAGAACAGUCUAUUGCUGCAGCAGACGAGCAACUGGCUGCUUUCCGUGUGCCCAGGAGGGGAAAAUAACAUCUAA